GUAUAAUUUAUAAUUAAUAAAUACAAUUAUUAAAAUAUUUUAUAAAAAUAGUUUGUUAAAAUUUGUAUAUAUAUAAAUAUGUGUUAAAUCCGUUUGGUAUUGUGCAGAAAUUGGAUUUAUUGAAAAUUUUAUGGACAAAAACUUGCUGAAACUCUCACAUUUUAAACAAGAACAAUUACAAUGGUCCAACCAAAACGUAAUAAAAAUACAUCAUCAUCAUCAUCAAAUCCGUCGCCGAUAACGCCACGUGGUAAUAAACGUAAUACACGUAGUGAGUCCACAUCGUCAAUUACAACAACAGGUGGUACACCAACAUUGAUAUUAGAUAACGGAGGUUAUACAGCAAAAUGUGGAUAUUCACAUCAACCGAAAAUACCACCAAUGAUUAUACCAAAUUGUAUAAUGAAAGUGAAAUCCGAAAGGCGACGUGCUUUUAUUGGGAAUCAAAUAGAUGAAUGUACGGAUGCAUCGGGACUUUAUUACAUUCUACCUUUUCAGAGGGGAUAUUUAAUUAAUUGGGAUACACAGAAAACUGUGUGGGAUUACAUUUUUAGUGAUGAAUGUUUAUCAGUCAAUUUUAAUGAAGUUCCUGUGAUUAUUACCGAACCUAUAUUUAAUUUUCGAUCAAUACAAGAAGGUAUCACCGAAAUAUUCUUUGAGGAAUAUGAAUGUCCUGCAUUGUUACGAUGUAACGCUACUGAUUUAUCACAUUUUAACUAUUCUCAAACGAAUGAUAAUCAUUUAGGAUGUCUAGUAGUGGAUUCAGGGUUUAGUUUUACACAUAUUGUUCCGUAUAUUAACGGUGUGAAAGUUCGAAGUGCGAUUCGACGGAUUGACGUUGGGGGGAAAGUAUUAACGAAUCAACUGAAAGAAAUUAUUUCAUAUAGACAAUUAAAUGUAAUGGAUGAAACACAUGUAAUGAAUCAAUGCAAAGAAGAUUGUUGCUAUGUUUCAUUAGAUUUCAAAAGUGAUUUAGAAAAAACUCGAUUGCGUGGUAAAGCAAAUGAUAUCCUUAAGGAAUACGUGCUACCAGAUUAUAAUGUAGUGAAACGUGGUUACAUUCAAGAUUCAAAUAAUGAUAACAUGAAUUCAUAUGAAACACAAAAUUUAAUUAUGAAUAAUGAACGAAUUACCAUUCCUGAAAUACUAUUCCAUCCACAGGAUAUUGGUUUAGAACAAAAAGGUAUUGCUGAAGCAGUAUUAGAAUCGAUUUAUGCAUGUCCAGAAGAAACACAUUCCGUUUUAUUUAAGAAUAUUGUUGUAACGGGCGGUUCAACGAAAUUUAAAAAUUUUGCUGAGCGUUUAGAGAAAGAUGUACGUGCAAUGACUAGUAGUUAUUAUGAUGUACAAGUGACGUCGCCAAAAGAUCCUAUUACUUAUGCGUAUGAAGGUGGUAUUGCUCAGAGUGCUGAUCCUGAUUUUUAUGCUAAAUGUGUGACUAAGGAAGAGUAUAUGGAGGAAGGAUUUCAAGUGGCGCUGGAACGAUUUGAUAUUUAA
This is a messenger RNA of Chrysoperla carnea, 1497 nucleotides long. It is a transcript of the gene Arp6, whose product is annotated as actin-related protein 6. The transcript is spliced from 2 exons. The coding region runs from base 181 to 1497 and encodes 438 amino acids. Gene Ontology annotation, cellular component: Swr1 complex. The record is from RefSeq and is a predicted model, not a curated record. NCBI's taxonomy places the organism in Eukaryota, Metazoa, Arthropoda, Insecta, Neuroptera, Chrysopidae. Gene Ontology annotation, molecular function: nucleosome binding.